AUGGAGAAAUUUACAACUCUGAACAUGAAUUUGGUCUCAAGUAACUCUGCCACACAGUUUCAGAGUGAAAGAUCCGAAUUUCCUUUUGGAUCUAACUGUCUCGAAAGUUUACAAAGGCAGAGUUUUGGCAUGGAGCAGUUUUCUUUGUUAGCGAGAGGAAACGUUCCAACAAGCGGUAGGUAGAUCGGGUCUCUGAUCUUUUCAUAGUAAAUGUUGAGAUAGUAAAAAAAAAUUCAGAUCGGCAUAAUCUGGCUAUUUGGUUUUUUCGGGAUCUGAGCAACUUACGGUUGGUGUUGGACGCCCUUGUAAUAUUUUCCAAAUUGCAAACUGCUAGUCCGAUAAAAAAUAGACCGAGUUCUUGAUUUGUGAUUAUUUUGGAUUGUUUAGACGCGAAAUAUUCGUAAUAUUCAUCGAUUUUCAUAAGAAUAAGAUUUUCCCAGUACUUAAAAUGUGGAAGUCUACUUAUAGAAGCAGACGGUAUGUGUCGCCCAUGGUUUAGAAACGUCUCCAAGGCCGAGUGGACGAGAGUUCUUGAAGAAAUUAAAAAAAGUCUUAGUUCAAAUCUAUCAGGAAAUACAUUGCUAUUUAUUUCUCUUGUUUACUACUGUAAAAAUAAAAUCAAAAUAGAAUACUUUUCUUGGCAGCGAAUUGCAGAUUGAAUAGUAGCUGAGCCGCUGUUAAAGCAAAACUUUUGUUAUAAUUCUAUAUAAAAUCUUAAUCUUUCCUUUAAAGAUCUACUAUUACGACUUUGUCUGUCUUUUCUUUUUUCAUUGAGAUGGUAAAUUUGAUUUCAAAACAGGCGAAGUUUUAAAUAUUAUGAAAAAUCUUCUCGUCAAGUCAGUUCCAGAGCAGCUUACAUGUUUUUAAAAAAGAAAAAAGAAUGUUAAAAAACAUUUUUAAUCGUAAAAUGUGACUUUGAGAGCAAUUUUUACAAUUUCAUGGGAUGAUUUUAUAGUUCGUUUCAAUAUACUAUUUUUGCUCCUUUGAAGCUAAUACUCUGCUCAUUAGAAGUUUCAUAAUCGAUGAGAUACUUCCUUUCCUGCGUGUUUAAAUGCUCAUUUCCGAUGAUUUAAUUUCAUUUAAUUCUUUUCUUAAUUGCCACAGGAAAUUUCAUCUCACACGGCGAUGAAAUCGACUGGACCGGUGAGAAACCAAAACGCAUGCGCCCGAUUUUUACCGUGGAACAGCUGGAGCGCCUGGAGCGAGAGUUUACACGCCAGCAAUACAUGGUGGGAGGGCAACGGUUUUAUCUGUCAAAAGAGCUUGGAUUGACAGAAACUCAGGUCACAGUUUGGUUUCAAAAUCGUCGAAUAAAAUGGAGGAAACAGCUCAUAGAGCAAGAAAGGAAUAAGGUCAGGCAACAGAAGGAGCCAGACGCUGGCGGCAACAUAAAGACAGAAGACGUCAAUAACUGA
Pocillopora meandrina is the source of this 1415-nucleotide messenger RNA. Lineage: Eukaryota; Metazoa; Cnidaria; Anthozoa; Scleractinia; Pocilloporidae. The record is from the annotation of a GenBank genome assembly.